AUGGUUAAUUCUCAUCACUUGACAUCACAUUCACUUUACACCAAAUCGAACAGCAUGGGUAAAAAGGCCAUUGACUCACGUAUCCCAGCAUUGAUCCGUAAUGGAGUGCAAGAGAAACAAAGAUCGUUUUUUAUUAUUGUUGGUGACAAGGCCAAAAACCAACUACCUAACUUGCACUAUUUGAUGAUGAGUGCUAAUCUCAAAAUGAACAAGUCCGUGUUAUGGGCCUACAAGAAGAAACUAUUGGGCUUUACCUCUCACAGACAAAAGAGAGAGGCAAAGAUUAAGAAGGACAUUAAAAGGGGAAUCAGGGAAGUUAAUGAUCAAGAUCCGUUUGAAGCAUUCAUUUCGAAUCAGCAUAUAAGAUAUGUCUACUAUAAAGAGACUGAUAAGAUAUUGGGUAACACAUAUGGGAUGUGUAUCUUACAAGACUUUGAGGCGAUGACACCUAACUUGUUAGCCAGGACAGUUGAAACAGUUGAAGGUGGAGGUUUAGUCGUGAUAUUGUUGAAAAAUAUGACUUCGUUGAAACAACUUUACACCAUGAGUAUGGAUAUCCACUCGAGGUACAGGACCGAGGCUCACGAUGAUGUGGUUGCUAGGUUUAACGAGAGAUUUUUGUUGUCUUUAGGGUCAUGUGAAAACUGUUUAGUCGUGGAUGACGAGUUGAAUGUGUUGCCAAUAUCAGGAGGCAAACAUGUUAAACCGUUACCAUCAAAAGAUGACGACGAGUUAACACCAAGGCAGGAAGAACUUAGAGACUUGAAGGAGAGUUUGGCCGACGUUCAACCGGCAGGGAGCUUAGUCAAUCUAGCCAAGACCAUAAACCAGGCACAAGCUAUUCUCACCUUUAUUGAUGUCAUUGUUGAAAAGACUUUGAGAAGUACCGUAACAUUGACUGCAGGUAGAGGGCGUGGUAAAUCGGCUGCUUUAGGUAUCGCAAUUGCCGCGGCGGUGUCACAGGGAUAUUCAAACAUUUUUGUCACCUCGCCUUCACCAGAAAACUUAAAGACCUUGUUUGAAUUUGUAUUCAAAGGCUUUGAUGCUUUGGGAUAUACCGAGCAUUUGGACUACGACAUCAUUCAGUCGACAAACCCUUCCUUCAAUAAAGCUAUCGUUAGAGUAGAUAUCAAAAGAGAGCAUAGACAAACUAUUCAGUACAUUUCUCCGACUGAUAACCAUGUUUUGGGCCAGGCUGAGCUUUUGAUCAUAGAUGAAGCAGCAGCUAUCCCAUUACCGGUUGUCAAAAAAUUGAUGGGUCCGUAUCUUGUGUUUAUGGCCUCUACCAUCAAUGGUUAUGAAGGUACAGGUAGAUCAUUAUCAUUGAAAUUGAUCCAGCAAUUGCGUAAUGAACAACAAAUGAACAAUGCCCCAGCAGGCACUGAAAUUGUUUCAAGAGAUAAAAAGCUGACUGAUAUUGGCGGAUCAUUGACCAGGAAUUUGAAGGAAGUCGUCUUGGACGAGCCAAUCAGAUAUGCUCCUGGAGAUCCAGUGGAGAAAUGGUUAAACAAAUUGUUGUGCCUUGAUGUUUCAUUAUCCAAGAAUGCAAAAUUUGCCACAAAGGGAACACCACAUCCAUCUCAAUGUAAUUUGUUUUACGUUAAUAGGGAUACAUUGUUUUCAUACCAUCCAGUUUCAGAAGCUUUCUUGCAAAAGAUGAUGGCUUUGUAUGUGGCUUCUCACUAUAAGAAUUCACCCAAUGAUUUACAGUUGAUGUCUGAUGCACCCGCACAUCAGUUGUUUGUUUUAUUACCACCAAUCGAAGAAGGUGAUAACAAGAUUCCCGACCCAUUAUGUGUUGUACAAUUAGCUUUAGAAGGUGAGAUAUCAAAAGAAAGUGUGAGAAAGUCGUUAAGUAGAGGACAGAGAGCAGGUGGUGAUUUGAUUCCAUGGUUGAUCUCACAGCAAUUUCAAGACGAAGAAUUUGCUUCAUUGUCAGGAGCCAGGGUUGUCAGAAUUGCCACAAAUCCUGAAUACUCUGGUAUGGGCUAUGGUUCAAGAGCAAUGGAGUUGUUGCAGGACUAUUAUUCUGGAAAAUUUACCGACAUAAGCGAGUCUUCAACUCUCAAUGAUACAACUUUAACUCGUGUUAGUGAUAAAGAGUUGGCCAACGCAUCGUUAAAGGAUGAGGUCAAAUUAAGAGAAGCAUCGUCUUUGCCGCCAUUGUUGUUGAAACUUUCUGAAAAAGCGCCAUAUUAUUUGGAUUACCUUGGUGUAUCUUAUGGUUUCACUUCACAAUUGCACAAAUUUUGGAAAAAGGCUGGUUUCACUCCAGUUUAUUUAAGGCAAACAGCUAAUGAGUUGACAGGAGAGCACACGGCAGUUGUUUUGAAUAUUUUGCCCGAUAGGGAGAGCAAAUGGUUGCACGAAUUUUCAAAAGAUUUCCACAAACGAUUCUUGCAGUUAUUAUCAUACGAGUUUAAAAAGUUUCAAGCGUCUCAGGCAUUGGGUAUUAUUGAAGCGGCCGAGCUAGGAGAAGGAGAACAUACCAUUAAGCCAUUGACUAAAGACCAGCUUGACGACUUGUUGUCGCCGUUUGAUUUAAAGAGGUUGGAUUCGUAUGCAAACAACUUGUUAGAUUAUCAUGUUAUUGUUGAUAUGUUGCCGCUUAUUGCUCAAUUGUAUUUUUCUAAAAGAACUGAAAAUCAAGUCAGUUUGUCAUCUGUUCAAUCAGCUAUAUUAUUGGCAAUUGGUUUACAGCAUAAAAAUAUCGAACAAAUAGCAAGCGAGCUCAAUUUGGCCACUAAUCAAGCGAUGGCGAUGUUUGCCAAGAUUGUCAGAAAGUUUUCAACAUACUUUAGAAACGUCUUGACAAGAGCAAUUGAGGAACAAAUGCCAGAAGUGGAUGACGAGCGUAUUAAGGAAAUGGAAGGAGAUGUAGAGGAAGAAGUGGACUACAAUGAAAUUGAACAAAAUUUGCACGAUGAUUUGGAAGAAGCUGGAGAUGAGGCCAUUGCCGAGAUGAGAGAAAAGCAAAGGGAAUUGAUUAAUGCUUUGAACUUGGACAAGUAUGCAAUUGCUGAAGAUGGGGAAUGGGAUGAGAAAUCGAUGUCAAAGGCAGUCAAAGGUAAAUCUAAUGGAACUGGUGUCGUUUCAGUUAAGAAGGGUAAAAGAAAGUCAGGAGAAAGUGCUGGGGACAUUUACGAACAGGAAAUGAAGGCAGUUAAAAAGGGCAAAAAGGGAAAGAAGUAA
Molecule: messenger RNA, 3192 nt
Organism: Lodderomyces margitis
Lineage: Eukaryota; Fungi; Ascomycota; Pichiomycetes; Serinales; Debaryomycetaceae
Product: ribosome biosynthesis protein
Exons: 1
Coding region: 1-3192 (1063 amino acids)
Biological process (GO): rRNA acetylation involved in maturation of SSU-rRNA
Cellular component (GO): nucleolus; 90S preribosome
Molecular function (GO): tRNA binding; 18S rRNA cytidine N-acetyltransferase activity; ATP binding
Source: RefSeq, a predicted model, not a curated record